Messenger RNA from Impatiens glandulifera, 1391 nucleotides. RefSeq names its product putative methylesterase 12, chloroplastic. Lineage: Eukaryota; Viridiplantae; Streptophyta; Magnoliopsida; Ericales; Balsaminaceae. The transcript is spliced from 4 exons. The record is from RefSeq and is a predicted model, not a curated record. The coding region runs from base 241 to 1290 and encodes 349 amino acids. Gene Ontology annotation, molecular function: methyl salicylate esterase activity; methyl jasmonate esterase activity; methyl indole-3-acetate esterase activity. Gene Ontology annotation, biological process: jasmonic acid metabolic process; salicylic acid metabolic process.
AAAAGACUGAUCGGUGAUCGCAAGCUUGCGUUAGUCAAACUAGAGAUGACGGCACCGAAAAUUGCUUGUCUUCAUCACCCUUAUUUACUCCCCAAAUCCAGAAAUCGCUGGCCAUUUCUCUCUCCACUGGAUUGGUUUUCUACUGUUUGCAGAUGCGUCAUCUUUGACUUUCAUACCCCGCCGGAGUAUAUUUAUUCACAUCUUCUCUAGUUCUAGAGUCUCUGAGAAAUCGCCGGAAAGAUGGGAAAUCGAAUCAUUUGCAUGUCGAAGAAAGACAAGUACGACAAUGGCGGUGUUAAAACUUCCAGGAGCAGUCGGAAAAUGCUUACGGAAGAGGAAAUUUUGCAUAGACAGGCAUUGUCUAUCGUCGUACAACAGCAUCAGCAGCGGCUUACAUCUCAGAGGUUCGAUAAUGGAUCAAUGUCCCGCCGUAUUGGAUCCGCUACUGGUUCACGGCGCCGUGAUCUUUCUGAGUCGUUCUCGAAUGGAAAACCGCUUUCAGAAUUCUUGGAAUCAAUAAAAGAAAAGAGAAUUGUUUUAGUACAUGGAGAAGGAUUUGGAGCUUGGUGUUGGUACAAAACUAUUGCUCUAUUGGAGGAAUCUGGAUUACUCCCAACAGCAUUGGAUCUUUCUGGAUCUGGAAUCGACUUGACCGAUCCAAACAACAUAACCACCAUGGCUGAUUAUGCGAAACCCUUAAUCAAAUACCUUGAAAACCUUCAAGAGGAUGAUGGAAAGGUUAUUUUAGUUGGUCACAGCAGUGGAGGAGCUUGUAUCUCUUAUGCUCUAGAACAUUUCUCGAACAAAAUCUCGAAAGCAAUUUUUCUUUGCGCUACGAUGGUAUCCAAUGGCCAGAAACCUUUCGAUGUCUUCGCCGAAGAGCUUGGAUCUGCAGAUCUCUUCUUGCAGGAAUCAAAAUUCUUAACUUAUGGGAAUGGCAAAGACAAACCCCCAACUGGAUUAAUGUUUGAAAAAGAACAGUUAAAAGGGUUAUACUUUCAUCAAUCUCCUUCCAAGGAUGUGGCCUUAGCAAUGGUUUCAAUGAGGCCAAUUCCUCUUCAGCCACUGAUGGAGAAAGCUUCUCUAUCGAUAGAAAAUUAUGGGAUUGGCAGGCGGUUUUACAUUCAAACACUAGAGGAUAAUGCACUUUCGGCCGAUGUUCAAGAGAAGAUGGUUAGAGAGAAUCCACCUGAAGGAGUUUUCAAGAUUAAAGGCAGUGAUCAUUGUCCAUUCUUUUCAAAGCCACAAUCUCUGCAUAAAAUUCUUCUUGAAAUUGCUCAAAUUCCAUGAUAAUAAUAACAGGGCACAGUCAGUUUUCGUUUCACUAGCUAGUUUUCGUUUUGAUUAACGUAUAGAAAGAACUUUGCGUUUUUGAUAUAAAUAACAAAGAG